AUGCCUCAUAUGAAAUGGCCACCUCAGAUACAGGAGAUUCAGGUCUUCGGUGAGGUUAAAGACGUUUCCGGUCUUCGCUAUCCUCGUGACAUCGGACGACCUGUUUAUCUUGGCGGCGAAACAUACUACCUCUUCGGUGAUACAUUCUGUCACGAUUCAUCUAACAAUUUUGUCGGAGUCUCCAACAAUACCGUUGCCUAUGUACCAGAUCCCAAGAAUCAUCCAUUGAUAUGUAAAUAUAUGCAUGAUGAUGCACAUCAACCAUCAUUCAUUCCUCAUACACCCAGUGAAGAAGAAUAUGAGAAGGAUCCAAAGAACAAGGAGAAGAUUAACAGAGUUGUGAAUUGGGCCUUUGGAGGAAUUAUUGAAGAUACUCCAGGGUCGAGGGAUGGAUGGAUAUUCUACGAGAAGAUGUUGACACAUGGGUCCACAACUGGCAAGAGAUUUGGUCAAGGUGUUGCACGUGUCCAAGUUCAACACGACAAGUCUCUGAAAGUGAAUCGAUUGAUGGGUGAUAUCAUGUUGUUCGGAGAAAACGAACCGCACUUCGGCAUAACAACACAUUUAGUAGGAGAGGACGGCUACAUUUAUCUUCUAGGAGCAAAAGAUGCACCUUCCCCAACCCUUGAUCUCAAGAACCACUGGGCACGAAUUCGAUCAGGCUCCGAUUUCACCUUGCGAGAAAAUUACGAAUUUCUCAUUCAUAAUUUGGAUGGCAAGAGCCAAGUAUGGAAUCGCUCUUAUUCAUUUCAUCAACUAGUCAAUGUCAUUCCAGUCCAGGCCCAAGGUGCCAUCAUCAAAGUUCCUGAGCUGGGACCAAAAGGCCGACCAUAUCUUUGGUUUGGUAACAAUAAGUUUCCAGCUAAUAAGAUCUAUAUUGCAUGUGCUUCACAACUAGGAGGACCAUGGGAAGAAUGGGAGGGGCCUGAGAUUCCAACAUUCGGAGGUGGUGGAUUAAGAUAUACUUUGUAUCCACACGAGAGAAAUUGCCAACCAGGAAAGGGGGAGAUGAGAAUUAGUUGGAGUGACGAUAAAGAAAUGGGCGGGAUGGUUAUACAAGCUAUGUUGCGAUUUUCUAUGGAAGGAGAGGAGGAUACGGGUAUUGAUAUACCACAGUCUAAUAGUAGUGGCUGGAAGGAUAAGGCGAAGGGUCUCUGGAAUUCACUUAUAUAG
This is a messenger RNA of Sclerotinia borealis F-4128, 1173 nucleotides long. The record is from the annotation of a GenBank genome assembly. NCBI's taxonomy places the organism in Eukaryota, Fungi, Ascomycota, Leotiomycetes, Helotiales, Sclerotiniaceae.